Messenger RNA from Daldinia caldariorum, 1412 nucleotides. RefSeq lists its product as uncharacterized. The transcript has 2 exons. The record is from RefSeq and is a predicted model, not a curated record. NCBI's taxonomy places the organism in Eukaryota, Fungi, Ascomycota, Sordariomycetes, Xylariales, Hypoxylaceae. Bases 303 to 1226 code for a protein of 307 amino acids.
GCUGAGAUGGGUUACGUCAAUUGUUGACAUUUGAUGUUGACUUUAUCACCUGUCGAUCAUAGGGUAACGUCAGUGGCGACAUCAGUCCGGAAGAUACUCGAAUAAUUGUUGAAAGUUUGCUACAACGCCAUAUUCCUAUUAAUACUAACUAUGGACGCCUCUCAAUUAACAGAAGAAUCUCCUGAUUCCAAAGAACCGCUUGCACGUUUCCAUCCGUCCAGUCAACGAAUACAGUCUAAAAUAGCCUCUCUUUAAUUUGAGUAUCAAACGCCCGCCUAUCAACGGCUCACGCUUUAUCAAUCAUGACCCCCUUAGGAGACGCCGACCUUAAUAGACAAAAGAGCAGCUCAACGGCUAGAGGAGACUCCUCAUAUCUAGAAGGCACCGAGAACACCCAUUCUACCAAACAUGGAAUUACCACAUCGAAGAAGCGUAAGUCGGAUGCUAUAGAAGAGCACGAGGGCCCACCUGAAGUAGACGACGAUGACCCCCGCCUUUAUGAAAUAAACGACACAUGCAACGAGAUCCGCCGGAAGAUCAAAGACUUCAUUCAGGGCGGGAAUAUGAAAGUUGGAGAGUUCCAGGAAGCCAUCGGAGUAUCCUCGACUGCAUACCAACGGUUUAUGAACCAGAACGGCACAUAUAAAGGCCAAGAAAGCGAUACCUAUCUCAAAGCAUCUGCUUUCUUCAAGAAGCGCGAGCUGCAAGGUCUGAAGGCAGCCCCGCCCAAGAGACCCCGGAAAAGCGACAGUAAAGCUCUAGAUACCGGCGAUAUAAAGCUGGGCGGAGAAGACACGCAGAGCGUGAAAGUCCAUGACACAUGCGACGAGAUCCGCAAGAAGAUCCGGGCUUUCCUCCGGAAACCCCACAUUACUCGGAGCGCCUUCUGCCGCGCCAUAGGGGAGAGCUUCCCUGAACACAAGCAGAUCUCACCCAGGCAGCUUAAGGCGUUCCUAGAUAAGAAAGGAUCCAUGUCCGGGAACACCAGUCCUGUGUUUUACGGCGCCUACGUGUUCUUCGAAAAGCUGCGCAUCAAAGAGGGCAAGCCCAAGUCUGAGAUGAGGCUGGAGAUGGAGAAGAUUCACCCUCGCGGUUUAAAUACUACUGAGCUCGAAAAUCGGUUUCUGUGUAAGGAUAAUGUGCGUCCGACGCAUGAUAAAUACGGGCGCAUCUGUUUUAUUCGCGUCCAAUCUCUUUUUGUCACUCCUGUCAUGUCAGGUACCUAACGUACCAGGCAUAUAGCUAGAGUUUCGUGUUAUGCAUGUGUAAGAUACCAAGGGUACUUGAUAUGGUCAGGAGUGGAGUGGGAAGCGACUCGCUAGCUAAAAGAACGAACAACCGAGGUACCUGACAGGUUUUACAGUUGGUAUACUAGUAUAACAAUUUCAAGUUCAUCUCCAACGUGCUCCCUU